AUGUCAUCACCAGAGUAUCAUACACUGUUUAGCGUAAAUAUUAUACCUAUCGUCCGGGGGAAGAUAACCAUCGAAACCACACCUUUGGAAAACCUGUUGGCAACAAGUAACCUAGUUCUCCGGCAAGUCUGGAAUAGAACUGUGGCAGAUGUCGUUGCACAAUACACAGGUUUAACAGUGCCGCAAUUGGGAUGUCUCUAUGGCUGGGAUCAAGUCUUCCUUAACUUCAUUAAUACAGCAACAUGGAGCGAUGUCAAUGCGUUCCGACUUUGUAGCGAGUAUGAGAAAUUGACACUUCAUCGAAUCUUGGUUCAACUUUCAACAGCACCAGCAGUGAAUUGCUGUACGUAAUCAGUAUCAUUUUAUUUUACAGUAGUAUUUACGUUGUAGAAUUGAACUGGGAAAAAUUCUUGAAUAUUGAAUAUGUUUGGAAGUUAACAAUGUACGUACGUGAACGUUCAAUAUCGCCACCCUCUUUUUGCUUAUUUCCGAUUAUCUUGUUUUUGGGGUAAUGUUCAUUUAUAUGCACGAGCGAUACUCACCAUAUCUUUUUACAUAACUAAAAUAUAUGUAUAUUAUAACAAUAUCAUAAUAAUAUCUUGAUUUUUUUUCAGUUGGAACUAUCUCUUUAUCGUCAAGUACUUACGAUGUCAGGGAAUCGGACGCGAUCGUUGUUAUUUUUGUUCAGUUGCUUGGUCAUGUUGACGAUGUCAUUCAAGUUAGGUAAGCAAGGCAAUGUUUAAAGAUGAAGUGAUACUACUAGUGUCUACAAUUUCUGUUGUUUGCCUUAAAAAUAAUUAUUCAGCUCAAAACAAAACAUUUCAUUUCUCAUGUAAUUUCUAAAGAAUAUGAGGCUUCUCUUAAUGUGAACAAAAAUAGCAAAACAAAUAUUAUAUAAAUCCCAAUCCAGUAAUCACAAUAAAAAUUAAUUAAAGUUCUUAAUUAUUAAUAAUCUGAGUAAAUAAAUAAAAUCAAUUAAUUUUUAGUUUAUCGGUUACUCCCGUGUAUACCGGAUACCAAUGUAACAUUCCAAGCUGGAGAAACUGGACAGAAACCAGUAAUUAUCAACAUACUUGA
Molecule: messenger RNA, 1077 nt
Organism: Paramuricea clavata
Lineage: Eukaryota; Metazoa; Cnidaria; Anthozoa; Malacalcyonacea; Plexauridae
Source: the annotation of a GenBank genome assembly